GGCUUCCUCAGUUUAGGGCUCUCGGGGAAGAGUUCGAGUCGCGGCUCUGCCCCAUCCGGAUGCAACUGCCUCCUCUCCUGGGUGCCUUCUCAGCCUCGCGAAGUCUUCGGAGCCCCCAACCCCCCAACCACUGCUAUCCAAAUUUAUAAUCCUAAUAACCUGAUCUCCCGCUCCUCCCAGCCAGCCUCCGCCCUUGCUCCCCCCACCCCUUCUCUUUCGCCCAUCUCCUCCGCCACAGCUGGAGGGAAACACGGCACUAGCGAGCAGGGGUGUCAGCCUGGGGUGGCUGGGGAGAGCGAGGCGACGAUCCCUGGGAUUUUUUGGUCUGCUUUCGGCGCAGCAAAGUCCGGCCGCUUCUACCGAGCUCAGAGCCGGUUGCAUCCCCAGGCAUCUCGUUCUUCAAAUAAACACCAACGGGGGAACUCAGACGGGCACCCCUCCUCUCCCCGGCUCCCCCGCCCCAUGUCCGCUGGGGAGGCUUCCUGGUGCGGAGGCGGCAGUCGCCGCGGCGGAGGCGAUCUGUGGGUGACCGUGUCUGCGAGAGACUUUGCCACACCAUUCUGCCGGAAUUUGGAGAGAAGGAACCAGCUGCUUCCAGUUCCCUCCCCCUCCGCCACCAUUUCGGACACCCCGCAGAGACUCGUUUUGGGAUACCCUGUGACUUCCAAGGAGGACGCGAGGUCCUCUGGCCCCAGCUCGGGCGACCACCUGUCUCUGACGUGUUGACUCCUCUCCCAUGACCCUGCGGUGCCUGGAGCCCUCCGGGAAUGGCGCGGACAGGACGCGGAGCCAGUGGGGGACCGCGGGGUCGGCUGAGGAGCAGUCCCCGGAGGCGGCACGACUGGCCAAGGCCCUGCGCGAGCUCAGUCAAACAGGAUGGUACUGGGGAAGUAUGACUGUUAAUGAAGCCAAAGAGAAACUAAAAGAGACGCCCGAAGGAACUUUCUUGCUUAGAGAUAGCUCGCAUUCAGACUACCUACUAACUAUAUCUGUUAAGACGUCAGCCGGACCGACUAACUUGCGGAUUGAGUACCAAGAAGGGAAAUUCCGAUUGGAUUCCAUCAUCUGUGUCAAGUCCAAGCUUAAGCAGUUUGACAGUGUGGUUCACCUGAUUGACUACUAUGUUCAGAUGUGCAAGGGUAAGCGGACAGGCCCCGAAGCCCCUCGGAAUGGGACUGUCCACUUGUAUCUGACCAAACCUCUGUACACGUCAGCGCCAUCUCUGCAGCAUUUCUGUCGCCUCACCAUUAACAAAUGUACCGGUGCCAUCUGGGGACUGCCUUUACCAACAAGACUAAAAGAUUACUUGGAAGACUAUAAAUUCCAGGUAUAAGUAUUUCUCUCUCUCUCUCUCUCUUUUUUUUUUUUUUUUUUAAACACAUGCCUCAUAUAGACUCUCUCCGAAUGCAGCUAUGUAUAAGAGAACCCGGAGGCCCUUCUCUGGAUAAACGGCGCAGAACUCUUUCUUAAGGACAAUCGAGCUCAAUCUAAUUUAAAGGUGUGAAGAUGUAGCUAGGUAUUUUUAAAUUCCCCUAGGUAGUUUUAGCUGAGUGAUGCCUCCUUUCCUAUGGCUGAUCAAGACCAAAUGGCCCUUUAAAAUUAAAAACAAAACGUCCCAAGUAAAGGCGAGGGAGUCUUGCUACCAGAAUGACUUGCCUUUUUCGGGUUCCUAUGCACUGGGUCAAAAGUCCAAGCUCCAUAGGCGAGAAAGUCCCGUGUGAGUUUCUGAAGGAGGAAAAGACCCUGGCUGACCCAGGCUUAGCUCCACUUCUAGAUGCCUGGCAGUCAGUCUGCAUGAGAACACGGGAUGCUUUCCAUCCUGGUGUAUGCGGUAGGAGUUUUGUUAAACCGAUCAUGCUUGUAUUUACCCCUCAUUUUAUGCAAUUAACCAAACCAACCAAAAACCAGUCACUGCGAGAUCCUGUAUGUCUUUUUACUACACGUAUGAACUCUCCCGUGAAUGAGUACUGUAGUAAUCCAUUUCGAGACAGCCUUACUUACAGAAACAUUUCAAACUGGUGCAAACGGAAGAGACAUCUCUCUUUUCCUUUAAGGCUAAAGACAAGAAUGUCAUGCUACACAGGUGCAACUCAAUCCUCGAUAAUAAAACCCAAUGUAGAUAGAGACAUUUUACCCCUUGACGUAGCUGUGAGUCUUAACCUACUGCCAUUGAUUUUUGGAAAUGGCUUUAGAAGUUUCCCGAGUUGUCCUUGAAUUGUCUGACCACGGACAUCAGCAGCUGUCUCCCUUCUACCGUGUAGAAUACUGACUUACUUUUCUUCCAGAUAUAGGGGGUAACUUGCCUGUUUUUCAAAGUGUUUAUUUACUGCUGUUACUAUUCGAUUAGAAUGUAUUAACUAAUAAAGAAAAACCUCUGACUUUUA
Microtus ochrogaster (prairie vole) is the source of this 2384-nucleotide messenger RNA. RefSeq names its product suppressor of cytokine signaling 2 (gene Socs2). Gene Ontology annotation, molecular function: 1-phosphatidylinositol-3-kinase regulator activity. Gene Ontology annotation, biological process: intracellular signal transduction; phosphatidylinositol phosphate biosynthetic process. Gene Ontology annotation, cellular component: phosphatidylinositol 3-kinase complex. The record is from RefSeq and is a predicted model, not a curated record. Lineage: Eukaryota; Metazoa; Chordata; Mammalia; Rodentia; Cricetidae.